AUGGAUCGCAUUCGAAAGCUUUUUCUCCGAAAUGCUGCUCCUGAAGAAGCACAUGAACCACCGUUACGAACGGGGGUGUUUCGACGUCGACGGAAUUCUUCAAAGACAUCAAAGCGGACACAGGAUAGCACUGAAUCGGGUGUUCGUCGAUCGCGGAACAAAUCGCAGGGCGGUAAACAUACAAAUCGUCGGUCGAGGGGCGGCAGUAUAUCUCACAACAAGAAGUUUCUGAAGAAUAUCGGAGCUAAAACAAAAGAACGAGUGCGAAAGGUUCGCACGUUAACUGACUCUAGAAUUCACGGUUCAAAACCAAGCGAAUUAGUUCGGAAAUCCGUCGAGAACCGUAGUCAGUCUAAAUGUUCUAAUUCACGCCGCAAGGCCGUACAUCCUGAAACAGCAGAAAAGAGAAGGAGAGCAAAAUACGGAAAAGUGUCUGAAACAAAAGUGGAAGAUUUCACAAAAUUUGAAACAGUAUCAGCUGCAGCACGCCCUGCUGUUUCGAAGAACCUAGCACGAGCUAAAAGAAAGCAUAAACAUAGCAAUAGAAACGAACAGAGGGGUGCUGAAGGAAGCGUCGCUAAAGAAAUGGAAAACAGUCUGAUGACAUCAACUCCAAAAAGUCAGACCGGUAGUGGAUGGACAAUAACUGAAGAACAAAGUGGGAUAUCAUCCAGAAAGGAGCAAACGAGUAGCGACCAUCCCGGCUCUUCAAGCAAAACUUACCGAAGCGGUGAACAUCCGAGCCAUUCGCCAGGAAAAACUGAGGCAUCUAGCGAUCGUGAACUGGUUACGGCAAAAGAGGCGGGACCAUCCAUGCCUCAUGAAGAAAGCAAACCUCUCUCUGAUGCCGCUGAAAUCCAUUCUGAAAAUAGCCCAUUCCUCAAUGGACAAUUGGAAUGCCGUGAAGUUAGAAGUGUAAGGGCAACGAAGGAUGAAGAAAUGCCAAGUUUCUCUUUUAUAUGCAAAACAGUGUCCUCUACUCUGCUGCAAAUCCUAGCUCAGGCCUCAAAGCGGCGCAGCGGCGGCCCUGGCCGUCGGGCAGCUAUGGUGGCGAGACUUCGUCUCGGCAGGUUCAACCAUGCCACAAAGGUGUCCGGCCAGUAG
Molecule: messenger RNA, 1104 nt
Organism: Necator americanus (New World hookworm)
Lineage: Eukaryota; Metazoa; Nematoda; Chromadorea; Rhabditida; Ancylostomatidae
Exons: 11
Coding region: 1-1104 (367 amino acids)
Biological process (GO): chromatin remodeling
Cellular component (GO): nucleus
Source: RefSeq, a predicted model, not a curated record